Ochlerotatus camptorhynchus is the source of this 951-nucleotide messenger RNA. RefSeq lists its product as uncharacterized. The transcript has 5 exons. Bases 1 to 951 code for a protein of 316 amino acids. The record is from RefSeq and is a predicted model, not a curated record. NCBI's taxonomy places the organism in Eukaryota, Metazoa, Arthropoda, Insecta, Diptera, Culicidae.
AUGAAUUAUAUCAUGACGGAACUGAGUAAGCUUGACAGUGAAAUUGGAGAACUAUUUCACUCAGAAGGCAUUGAUUACGUCGAUAUUUUUCUGGAGUUGAAUGACCAGGACUUUGUGCGCUUACGAUUGAGGACCAAAACGAUCAAGUAUAUUCAGCGAAUGCAGACAGAAAUUCGUAAUGCACCUGUAUUUGAAGAAAGCGUUGAUGAUACCAUGGAUGCAACUCAUGCAUCAGCUCAAUCCGAUGAUCAGACAGACAACAACCAGAUGGAAAUCGUGGAAGAUCUGCUGAGUAGCGAUGAGGACGACACCGUAGACGAGUCUGCACCUAACCCUUACAAAGGGAUUCGUCUCGAGAAGAAAAUUAAUAUCGAUAGGAUCCUUAAGAGGACUGCCACAGGGCUACAAAUAAUGGAGUCCUUGAAACAAGGCAACAAACCCACCGACAAACUACCCACACAGAUCAAACAAAUUUUGUGUGAUUAUCUGCGUUUGAAUUAUGGAAUUCGACCAUCAGCAUUUCACAAAAAUCUACUGGCAAUCUCCUUGGUGGAUUCUUACUCAAUCUUACGAUCGAGUACACCGGACAUUCCACAAGCACUGUGGUUUUAUCCGCAUGCAAGAGGCAAACAUCGCCAUACAGGACGUCUACAUUACCAUCUUGAGUACCUCGUUCGAAAGUCAACGGACAGGAAAAUAAUCCGCAGCAAGACAAUCCCUGUGCCAGAAGACCAAAAUGCUUCCAAUAAAGACAUUCAGGAUAACUUGACGGAUAUCAGACAGUUGGUUGAAGAACUGAAGUUUCUGUGUCCUGGCCCAAAUACAAAGAAUCGGGUGGAGGAGUUAUGGCUCGAAACGUUUGCUGAUCGUGAUAGAUUUCGCCAGGAUGAAGAAUUUCACAUCUUCAUGCAAGAUUUUCCAGUAGCUGCGGGCUUCGAUGGACAUUGGUAG